Danaus chrysippus (African queen) is the source of this 861-nucleotide messenger RNA. The record is from the annotation of a GenBank genome assembly. Lineage: Eukaryota; Metazoa; Arthropoda; Insecta; Lepidoptera; Nymphalidae.
AUGCAGAACGAGUGGUUAGACAUAGGAGAUUUUUGCAUCCCAUUAGCAUUAAAAUGGCGCACUUUAAUUUAUGAUUGGUCGCCAGCAAUGCUAAAAUUCUAUCUCAAUGCGUUCCAGAUGACUCUCCCAGAUCAGAGUAAUUUAGUAAGAUGGGGUAAAAGUACCGAAAAAACUUGCUAUAUCUGUGGAAAGGCAGUUGGAACUGCUAAGCAUCUGCUGGUGGGAUGUAAGGUACUCCUUGACAGCGGUCAAUACUCGCGUCGUCACGAUAGGGUUCUAGAAGUCAUACGUGAAGCGGUUAGUCUUUCGGUAGCCAGAGCGCAAAAGGGAAUAACCACAAACGAACGAUCAGUAGGUUUUGUGAGAGAAGGCACUAGGGCUACAAAAUCAAACGUCAAGCCUUACUCCAUCCUUAAAGCGGCGUCGGAUUGGACUAUAAUGAUGGACACGUAUGAAAAACAAUAUAAAAUCCCCGAGGAUAUUUGUGCGUCGGCCUCCAGACCGGAUAUAUUUUUGUUUUCGCGAAUUUUAAAGCGCGUAGUGAUGAUAGAGCUUACGGUCCCUUGGGAAACCAACAUCCCCAAAGACCAUACCAUCAAGGUCAACAAAUAUUACGAGCUCACAAACGAACUCACUCGAAAUAGGUUCGUAGUAGAUAUGUACGCGGUAGAGGUGGGAGCGAGAGGUAUAACAGCGAAAUCUCUCUAUAACCUACUAAAGGACUUGGGCUUGUCCAGAACUCACAUUAAUGCAUUCUUGGAACGUACAUCGAAGGCAGCCCUAGUAGGUUCUUUUCAAAUUUGGUUAGGUAGGGAGAGGAGCUUGGACAGUGGAGGUGAGCGUAUAACGCGCGUUAGUUAA